UUCUUCUUUCUUCGGUACAGAUACAAAUAUAACCUACAACACGCAGUAAUCUCUUACUCUUUAAAGUACCAGAAAGAUAGUCUUGAAUCAAAAGCCGACAGCGGCUGGAAAAGCGGGGCGCCAUGGGGUGGGGUGGGGGGAGGAGAAAUCACGUGAUAGGAGAAGAAAACGCGGUAGCAGAGCGAGGAGGCACAGCAGUGUCAGGAGGGAAGGUGCCAGGGAGGAAGGCGCUCCGCAAGCAACAGUCGCACUUAAAGGAGGCGGAGCUGAGACUCCGAAGUUGGUUCUUCUCCGCGAUCCCGUCGGCGGAAAAAAAAAAACCCAGCCACCCCGAGCGCGAAGGAGCAGAGACGAAAGAGGGAGAUCCCGGGAGCGCUGCAAUUUUAGGCUCGGGGUUGUUGUUUUUUUGGGGUAGUUUUUUUUUUUUUUUAGUGCCCCGCAGGCGGGCAGAGGAAGGGGUCGCAGCCAUGCCUCACCACGGCGGGUCUCGGGCGGCGCGGCUCUGGUGAGCGCUCCUAUGGGGGAUCCCCCCGAUUAGCAGCGGGCGCCCCCCCCUCCCUCCCGAUCGCCGAGGUCCCGUGCCCCGAUGGAGCCGGCAGAAAAGAAGAUCUCGGUGUGGAUUUGCCAAGAGGAGAAGUUAAUCUCGGGCCUCACCAAACGCACCACUUGCUCGGAUGUGGUGCGGGUCCUUUUGGAGGAGAGCAAGCAGCGGCGCAGACGUCGGCAACAGCAGCAGCAGGCAUCGCUGCAGGAGUGCGGCGGGGGGAUGUUGUCGGGGCUCCCGCAGUCUUACUGCAUCGUGGAGAAGUGGCGGGGCUUUGAGAGGAUCCUGCCCAACAAGACCAAGAUCCUGAGGCUCUGGGCGGCCUGGGGCGACGAGCAGGAGAACGUGCGCUUCGUGCUGGUGCGCAGCGAGGCGUCCUUGCCCAACACCGGACCCAGGAGCGCCGAGGCCAGGGUGGUGCCCAGCAGGGACAGCCCGGGAUGCCGUGGCUUGGGGGUUACAGCCCGGGCUAGCCUGGCUUUGAGCCAGGAACGGCAGAGGCGCGUGGUGAGGAAAGCCUUCCGCAAGCUGGCCAAGAUCAACAAGAGGAAGGGGCAGCCGCAGCUCGAAGAGCCGCCGGCCAAGGAAGCCCCGGCGGGCGAAAGGAUGGAGACUCUGGUGCAUCUGGUCCUUUCGCAGGACCACACCAUCCGGCAGCAGAUCAAGCGGCUCCGCGACUUAGACCGGGAGAUCGACCGCUACGAGGCGAGGAUUCAUUUCGACCGCAUGAAACGCCACGGGGUGAACUACGUGCAGGACACUUACUUGGUCGGAGAAGAGCCGGAGCCCCCCGCGGGAGAGCAGGAGCUGAAGUCUCCCGCAGGGGCGGCCCCAACAACGGCGGCGGGGGAAUUAGAGGAGCCGUCGUCCGGCAGCGAGGACUUGGAGGAGUACGCGUGGAAGUGCGAGCAGGUGGCUCGGGUGCAGGAGCAGUGGCGCCGCCAGGAGGAGCUGAUCGAGCAUUUGGCCGGCGAGAUCCAGGAGGAGCUCAACGAGCGCUGGAUGAGGCGGCGCCGGGAAGAACUGGCGGCCGCCAAGGGCUCCAGCGCCAGCCUCUCCGAGACGGACUGCAACACUACCGAGCUGAGCGGCGGCGGCGGCGGCGGCGGCGGCGAGCUCCACGUGGAGCAGGAGCGCGUCAAGACGCAGCUGAGCACCAGCCUCUACAUCGGGCUGCGCCUCAACACGGAUUUGGACGCCGUGAAGUCGGACCUGGAAUUUACGCAGCGCGCCUGGGCCGAUAAAGAGCGGGAGCUCCAGCGCCUGCUCGAUUCCCUGGAGUCCUUACACGUGGAGGGGGAGGAGGAGGAGGAGGAGGGAGAGGAAACGGCGGUGGCGGACGAGGACGAGCGACGGGACCUCCCUUUCAACCCGGGCGACGAGCUGCCCGCCUCGAUCCCGAUCACCUCGGGAGAUUGGGGUGAGGAAGCCGCCCGGAGUUUGAGCAAAGACCGCGAGGACCGUGAAGACGAGGAUUCCGACACGGGCUUGAGCUCUAUGCACAGUCAGGACUCGGACUCGGUGCCCGUGUGCGAAUCCCUCGUGUAGCAGCUUCCUCCCGCCUCUCUCUCCCCUCCCGGUCUUUUUUCUUCACUUCAUCUCAGGGACUGCAAAGUUGUGUCCCCCCGCCCUUUUUUUUUUUUGGACCUUCAGUGCACAAAUUUCCAUUGGCGCAAAAUGUUUGGAUUAAGAAUUCCUGCUUUUCCUCCCGUUUCUGAUCACACGUGCGUUGCAACACAUUGUAAUAAUGCAGGAUCCGAUCUGGGUCGGUCACCGGGACCAUGAUGGUGGUUCAUUAGCAGGCCAUUUCUGUUCAAAUCAUUAAAUCCUGGAAAAUAUAUAUAUAUAUUUGUACAAACAAGCUAGUUUUCUCCAUAAUUUUUUUAAAAAGGUAUUCCUUGUUUUGUUUAUUUCAAACUUUUCAAAUGAAGAAAAGCUGCCGUUUUUAAUAUUUAAUUCUCUGAGGAAAUACUGUUGGGGGAAGUAUAUGAUAUUGUGUAUAUAAAACAAAGCACCCACCAUCUACACUGAGGGUUUGACACUGAAACUUGCUGAAACUAGUCAAGAAUGGGAGAUUUUGCUCUUGCUUUCUCACUCUUUUAACUGCAAGUUUAAAAAAAAAGGAUUGUUGGCAAAUCUCUGAAAUUUACUUUUCAUUUUUUUGUUCUUUUACAUCUGAGAUAUUUAUUUUUGAAUGGCUUUUUAACCCUUACAUUCAUAAUUGCAAAUACAAGACAGUGUGCUUUAGAACAGGGGUCUCCAAUCUUGGUCCCUUUAAGACUUGUGGACUUCAACUCCCAGAGUUCCUCAGCCAGCUUUGCUGAAGCUGAAGUCCACAAGUCUUAAAGGGACCAAGGUUGGAGACCCCUGCUUUAGAAGUGUUAUUUGUUAAUUUGCUUUCUAAUUCAGGAAUUUUCUAAUUCCUUGGUUCUUUCCCACUAUAAAGACAUCUGUCUGAUAAAACAUAGCUGUAAUUUGCUCUGAAAGAAUUACAGUAAUUUGAGCCUCUGAUCAAAAUGAAACAUAGAUGGAAGACACAGUAGCAGGAAUUGGGAUGAUUAAAAACUUGUGCUCAGGAAUGCCUGCUGUCAGCGUGUUUGGAAUAGAUGCCAAAAAAUGUCUUAAGUAACAAAUUUAUGUCUCCGAUGCAAAAAAAUCUCUUAUGCACAGGUGUUCAUGGGAAUAAUCCAGGUUUUUGUGGGGAGGUGGGCAGGGUUAUUUAAAUGCCAACAAUGAAUCAUAGGAAGUAAAUAGGAAUCAUAGCAGUUACUGCUUGUUCGGUUGUGUUCCUUAGAAAAUGAGGAAUGAAAUGCAGGAGACCUGAGUUAAUUUGCUCACAACACAUUAACAGUGUAAACCUGCAUGACGGAAUGCUGGUUGAGUGAGACUUUACAUUGUAAUUAGAUUGCACUGAAACUUUAAAAGUGACAUGUGCUUUAAUGCUUCUAGUAUGCUUGAUUUGCAGAUUUAUAGAAGCAGUAUGCCGUGUGUUACGAAUAAGAUUGAAUUUGUCUAAUUAUGCUAAAGUCAGCAUUGGGUGAGAGCCAUUCUACAAAGCCAGCUGAGGUGCCUUGUUUGUUGCUAGUUUUGAGCAAAGUUUUGGUGGCUAGAAGACUAGUCUAAAGGGCAACAUCUCCCAAAUUGAUAGGUCUAUAUAUUUUAUUAAACUUUCAAAAGGAAAUAAGGCUUAAAGACCAUUUUAACUCCUACCCUGUUUUAAAAUGUCAAAUUUGAUAAUGAAUGGAAUGAAUUUCACUGGUGGGAAUGAUGGAGGCAGAAGGAAUGUGAAGAAACAAGAACAAAUUAACCCUUUCUUGUGCGCGCACACACACACACUCAACACCAUCUCAAGGCUAGCGGGGCUAUUACAAUCUUUUAUAA
This is a messenger RNA of Ahaetulla prasina, 3925 nucleotides long. It is a transcript of the gene RASSF10, whose product is annotated as Ras association domain family member 10. Gene Ontology annotation, biological process: signal transduction. NCBI's taxonomy places the organism in Eukaryota, Metazoa, Chordata, Lepidosauria, Squamata, Colubridae. The record is from RefSeq and is a predicted model, not a curated record. The transcript has a single exon. Bases 587 to 2092 code for a protein of 501 amino acids.